Molecule: messenger RNA, 657 nt
Organism: Closterium sp. NIES-65
Lineage: Eukaryota; Viridiplantae; Streptophyta; Zygnematophyceae; Desmidiales; Closteriaceae
Source: the annotation of a GenBank genome assembly
AUGCUGAGGGUCGGGCUGUUGACUUUGAGCGCCUCUACUGCCCCUGCUGCCGAUGCUGAUAGCACUGUUCGCUCACAGUGGGCCACACGCGAUGCUGCUGCCCGUCUUGCUGUGCGUAGUCACUUGCCGUCCACUGAGCGCGCGCACUUUAGUCAGUACAAGAGUGCUAAGACCUUGUACGAUGCUGUAGUUGCACGCUACUCUUCCCCUGCCACUGCAGCCCUUAGCCGCCUCAUGCUGCCGUACCUGUUUCCUGACCUUGCCACCUUUCCCACUGUCGUUGACCUCAAUACGCACCUUCGCACAAGUGACACCCGCUACCGCGCUGCGCUUCCUGCUGAGUUCUGCGCCAAGAACCCCCCCCCCAUGUACAUCACCCUCUACUACAUAGUCACCCGCCUCCUUGACUCCCUUCGCUCGGUCAGGGAACACUUCCUCUCUGUUUGCCCCACCAAACUCACCGUUGACCUCCUCGAGGAGCGCCUCCUGGCAGCUGAGAAAAGUAUAGUCGGUGUAGGAGCCUCUCGUGGUGACCCUCGUGCCCCCGUCUUUGAGGGGUGCUCCCCCUCCCCCCUUUUGCCCUCUGUUGCCUCUGCUGCUGCCGUCGACUUCGUUGGCACCGAGUUGAUCGGCGCAGCGUCUGCCCCUAGCGGGUGA